AUGGUCGCCUGUCCAAUCUGCGAGAAGCCCGUGAAGGAACCUGACAUCAACAACCACAUCGACAGCCAAUGCAAGUCAUUCAUCGAUGACCCGGGUGCGCCACCAAGCACUCAGGCAGACGGACCAAAGGCAAAGAACGCAAAAGCAGCUGGCUUCUUCACGCCAGCCACAAAGAAGAAUGCGAGCUUCAAGGCAGAGGACACCUCGUCUCCUCUAGCACCGGCAUCGAGCACGCAGGCAACGAGACCGAAGCCAUCAUUCGCAACCUUCCCGAGUACCGCACCAGCGAAACGGACAAGAGAAGACGAAGAUGAGGCAAGGGAAGAGAAGAGCCAGCCUAAGUCAGCUGUUCCAAUACCGAAUAAGAAGCAGAAGAAUGCACACGCUCCAUUGGCAGAACGCAUGCGUCCGCAGAGCCUCGAUGAGGUCGCUGGACAAGAGCUCGUAGGGCCGAAUGGAGUCUUGCGCAACCUGAUUGUGACAGAUCGCGUGCCUUCGAUGAUACUUUGGGGAGGUCCUGGAACAGGCAAGACUACCAUCGCACGAUUGAUAGCUCAGACGGCUGGCACCCGUUUUGUGGAGAUCAACAGCACUUCAAGCGGAGUAGCAGAGUGCAAGAAACUGUUUGCGGAAGCAAAGAACGAGCUGGGACUGACAGGGAGAAAGACAAUCAUCUUCUGCGAUGAAAUCCAUCGCUUUAGUAAGAGUCAGCAGGACGUUUUUCUAGGACCUGUAGAGGCAGGUCAAGUCACUUUGAUUGGAGCGACAACGGAGAAUCCGAGCUUUAAAGUCGUAAAUGCUCUGCUGAGCAGGUGCAGAACUAUGACUCUGGCCAAACUGACCAAUGAGGACAUAUUCGGCAUACUGAAGCGAGCAUUGUCGCGAGAGGUGCUGUGCUUGCCGACUCCGUCUCCCAGUCCGUCCUCAGACGGCCGAUCCGAAGAUGCUGUCAACACCCAGGGAUCAAGCCUGCAUCUACUCACAGAGGACGACUACGCUUUGGUCCGCUAUUUGGCAGCAUUCGCGGAUGGCGAUGCUCGAACAGGACUCAAUCUGUUGGAGCUAGCUCUUGACCUGUGCCAAAAGCCAUCCGUCACUGCCGAAGACAUCAAGAAGAGCUUGACACAAACGCUGGUGUACGACCGCGCAGGAGACCAGCACUACGAUACGAUCUCCGCUUUCCACAAGUCCGUACGCGGAAGCAACGCCGACGCAACCUUAUACUACCUGGCGCGCAUGCUCCAAAGUGGCGAGGAUCCGCUCUACAUUGCUCGGCGUAUGGUGGUUAUCGCCAGUGAAGAUGUCGGACUUGCGGACAAUAGCAUGCUGUCGCUCGCCACUGCGACUUACACUGCGGCGGAGAAGAUUGGCAUGCCCGAGUGCCGAAUUAACCUCGCUCAUUGUGCCGUCGCACUUGCUAUGGCUCCAAAGUCCGUAAGAGCAUAUAGAGGAUUGAACGAGGCUUAUUUGGCGUUGAACGAACCAGGUGUCGCAGGCCUGCCAGUCCCGGUCCAUCUUCGGAAUGCGCCCACUAGAUUGAUGAAGGAGAUGGGCUACGGCAAGGAGUACAAGUACAAUCCGGACUAUGUUGAAGGCCGAGUUAUGCAAGACUACUUGCCGGAGAAGCUGGAAGGCCGCGCAUUCCUCGGAACGAAAGACCUGGGCUCCAAGGUCGACCCCGAAGUUGCGGAGCUGGACGAGCAGCUCCGCCAUGCCGAAGAGUACGAAGGCGGAGAUGAAGUUCUCUUGAACCCAGACGGAGAUUGA
Lecanosticta acicola is the source of this 1767-nucleotide messenger RNA. NCBI's taxonomy places the organism in Eukaryota, Fungi, Ascomycota, Dothideomycetes, Mycosphaerellales, Mycosphaerellaceae. The record is from the annotation of a GenBank genome assembly.